Molecule: messenger RNA, 3230 nt
Organism: Diachasmimorpha longicaudata
Lineage: Eukaryota; Metazoa; Arthropoda; Insecta; Hymenoptera; Braconidae
Gene: Catsup
Product: protein catecholamines up
Exons: 3
Coding region: 155-1342 (395 amino acids)
Biological process (GO): intracellular zinc ion homeostasis; zinc ion transmembrane transport
Cellular component (GO): membrane
Molecular function (GO): zinc ion transmembrane transporter activity
Source: RefSeq, a predicted model, not a curated record
AUCAGUAGUGAGUACGUAGCAGCACGUAGUAGAUUAAAAAUUGAUUUACCCUCGAAAACAUUUCCCUGAGCAGGGAUAGUCAUCCCUCAUAACCACCGAGACCUACAUUUGUUGAUUAAUUACCAAUUUGUAGCAAUUGCUAAUUAAUAUCGAAAUGAAGAGAAAAGAGGACAGAGCAGAAAGCGCAUUAUCAGCAAGUAAACACACCAUCUGGAUUAAGCUUGCCCUAGCAGCUAUUGUCCUGAUAAUCUUCCUGGAUUUGCCAGUUCUGUGCCAAUCCCAGGCUCACCACCAUCAUGACCACGAUCACCAUCAUCACCACGAUGAGCCAGCGAGCUUCAAGUACUCGAAACAGGCGAAUGAAAAUUUUGAGCACGUGAAGCAUCCACACAAUCUUCCUUAUAUGGAGGCUCAUGAUUACGAGCUACUCAAAGAGGAGGCCAAGCGUGAACAACAGGGCAGUAUCAUGCUGAAGGCCAUGGGCUCAACUCUGCUGAUUUCAGCGGCUCCUUUUGUUCUCCUGUUCUUCGUUCCUCUGGACAACACCAAGGAACGUGAGCCUCUGCUGAAGAUUCUCCUGAGCUUUGCCUCUGGGGGCCUCUUGGGAGACGCCUUUCUUCAUCUCAUACCUCAUGCACUGCUUCCCCAUUCUCAUGGAGCGGAUGGACACGAUCAUGGACAUGAACAUUCCCACGGACAUGAUCAUGAGCAUCAUGGCCAUGAUAUGACUGUUGGACUCUGUGUUCUCCUGGGGAUCAUUGUCUUCCUCGUGGUGGAGAAGGGCAUCAGGUUGAUCAAGGGGGAUCACUCACACUCUCACAGUCAUGCUGGGAAGGAGGAGAAGAGCAAGAAGGAUAAGGGAAAGAAGGAGGAGAGUGUAGCUCCUGCUGGAGAAAUUAAAAUUGCUGGGUACCUGAAUCUUGCUGCUGAUUUUCUUCACAAUUUCACGGAUGGCCUUGCCAUCGGGGCCAGCUAUCUCGCUGGGGAGAGCAUUGGAUAUAUCACCACAGUCACCAUUCUUCUUCAUGAAGUGCCACAUGAGAUCGGGGACUUCGCUAUUCUCAUUCAGAGUGGAUGCAGCAAACGAAAGGCGAUGCUGCUGCAAUUGACAACAGCCGUUGGAGCUCUCUGUGGCACUUAUGUGUCCCUCCUUGCUGAAGGAAUGGGGGAUUUAGCAACAGCUUGGAUACUCCCCUUCACAGCAGGAGGUUUCAUCUAUAUCGCGACGGUGUCAGUGAUCCCAGAAUUGCUAACAGACACAAAAUUCUGGCAAUCCUUGAAGGAAAUAAUCGCUCUUCUCCUAGGGGUUUACAUGAUGGUGCUAAUAGCUCAAUACGAGUGAAUGAAAUGUUCGAUUGAGAAUGAAUCAUCGAAUCGUACAGGAUUGAACAGCCUGUGAUAAUUUUCUAUUGUAAUAUAUUUACAAAGUCCUUCGCCUCAUCAAUUCCCAGGAGGAAUCGUAUUUUUGUAAGGAAAUAGGUUUAGAUCAUUCUUGUUUACAUUUCUGUUCUGUCAUUUUUUGUUACAAUUUGCCUCCUGGAAUUUUCACUAUCGAUUUAUGACAUCAGCCUAGAUUUUUCCCACUGUAAAUGUCGUCAUUAUUGACUCAAUAAUUUUUUCACUUCUUCGAGACAAGCGUUCGCUUGCUCCUGGCACUCUAUAUCAUUGUUUUUCUUAGCUAACUCCAGUCCCGUGUGACAGGCGUCGCGUGCCUCGUUGUACAAAUUUUUCUUCAGGUAAACGUUGCCCAUGUUUACGUGAAUUGAACUUAAGUCUGACAUUUCAGGUAGUCGUUGUCCUAUUUAAUGCAUAAAAUGCAUUAAUUAUCAUGUAAUUAUUGAAUUAAAUGACAUAAGGAAUUGGAUUAAUCAAUUAAAUACUUAGUGCAAUCAAAGAAAAUGAGAUUAAUUCCAAGCAUUAAUUCAUACGAAUAGGUACUUGAAUGAAUUAAUUCUUGCCCAUUCCAUCUGAUAGAAUAAGUUAAUAAAAGGGAAUAAAAUGAAAAAAUUGUUGCGAAAGAACCCAAAACAACUUGAAUUCGUAACGUGAAUUUACCAAUUAAUAUUGCGUCGGACAGAUGUCCCAGUGCCUGCUCGUACUCCCCCAGAAGGCAGUAGACAGUUCCCAAAUCAUUGAGGAGAACGACUGUCUGGUGGUGCUCAUCUCCAUGGACUUGGUGGCAUAAUUUGUGAGCCUGUUGGUAGCAUUUUAAGGCCUCAUUCAGCCGGGACUGAGAGAGAAGCAUUUUGCCGUACCAGUCGAGGGUCAUCCCCCAGAGGAGGAGGACAUCCUCGUCCUCUGGGGUCUCCUUGGCUCGAUCCAAAAUGUGCUUGAGACAGAAGGUGUAACCGUCCUCGGCUUUGCUGCAGCAAUGAAAUGCUUUUAUUUGGCAUUUUUUUUGCAUCACGUAAAAACACUUCUCACACAUGUCUAAUUGGAAUAAAAUCAAAAAGAAAGAGCAACAAGAAAGUAAAAUAGCAAAAUGGCAACCCACCGCUUACCCAGGUUCUCCACUCAUCUCGUACAAUUUUGCGAGCUUCAGACUAAUGUGGAUCAUCUUCAUGUCACCCUCAGUUGUUCCAGUCGACAUGAGUCGCUGCAUCACAGAAAUAAACAGUUUUUUCGCCUUCUCCACUUCUUGAACUUGGAACGCCAAAUUUGCCAUUACGUCGUAGACAUACGUUAUUCCGUCGAAGUGCUGGAGAGUUUGGGCCUGGCGGAGGGCGACGUGGAGCAUCUGCUCAGCUUUUUUAAAUUCACCGUUCUAGAAUUGCAGGUCAAUUAACAAUUAGAUAUGUUCAUCUCCUCAAAUCUGAUUAAUUUUACUCAAAACAUAUUGAAAAUGAAGAAGCCUAAUCUCUAAUUGAGAUUUUCUUGCAAAAAAGGUCCUGAGAAAUGUUGACGAUCUCCUUUGCCUUCAGAUAUUUCUAAACUCUCGACUGAUUAAAUUUUAAUCUUGCGAUUACUUGAAUGAGCAAAAUGGAACGUUUGAUGGUGGUGAUAAGUUCAGGCUCCAGUUCCUCCUCUUCCUUCUCAAACCCGAGGAAGCCCAAAAGACUGAAUCCUACGACAAUCGUCCCUUUGGACCCCGCCGUAUCUUUGUGAGAAUGGAAACGUCUAACAGGAGCUCUGAUAACCGAAGGAUUUACUCUUCGUACCAUGAGAUAAAUCGCCUGCAGUCCUCUCCUCCCCAACAUCAUUAUUCAUAUGAGUCUCUAUAUAACCUGAAA